Messenger RNA from Olea europaea var. sylvestris, 1376 nucleotides. Its product is annotated as LOB domain-containing protein 4. Lineage: Eukaryota; Viridiplantae; Streptophyta; Magnoliopsida; Lamiales; Oleaceae. The coding region runs from base 636 to 1145 and encodes 169 amino acids. The record is from RefSeq and is a predicted model, not a curated record. The transcript has 2 exons.
AAGAGGGCAACCCGAUUUUGGGGUGAUUUCUAGAGAGAUUCAACUAUUGUUGCUUCAUCCUUUCUUCUAUAUUGUAGUCACCACCACCGUCAUCCUUUGUGGGUGAGAAAACUUGAGGCAACCAAAGUGAUUGAAGGGUGUGAAUCGAGCCCGGGUCAGGUGGUGUUCGUUUGAUGUUCUUAUUUUUUGAAAUCAAGAUUUCUCGAAACUUCUGCAGCACUCUUGAAUGGGUAUGCGAAGAAAUAUCAUAUAUCACAAUAAGUCAUUAUAUAUUUGGAGCAUAAAAUAAAGAGGUGAGAGCGUGGGACAAAAAGUAAACAAGCGAGAAUACUUUUCCCGGCAAAAUCUAAGGCUUCUUCUUCUAGUAGGCCCUACCAAAGAUUUUCUAGCAUCUAUUUUUCUCUAUAUAAGACUCUUCUCCUUUCCCUCAGCCUUCCCUUCACAAGUGUUACUUCUUGCUUCUUGUCCUUUGCACUACCUUUUUUACAUAUAUGUGUGUCAGUUGAAUAUGGUAUAUUUUAUGUAUAAAUCCGCACAAGUGAGCAUUGAUUAAGGUUUGGCACAUAUAUUUUUAUAUAUGAAGAUUGAAUAUAUAUAAUAUUAUACAGUAGAUUGAGCAUAUAUACAUAUAUAGUAUGAAGGAGAACGGUAGAAAACAAGGUGCAGCUUCACCAUGUGCAGCAUGCAAGUUACUGAGAAGAAGAUGUGCCCAGGAUUGUGUAUUUGCUCCUUAUUUUCCUGCUGAUGAGCCUCAAAAGUUUGCCAGUGUGCAUAAGGUCUUUGGUGCUAGCAAUGUCAACAAGAUGUUGCAGGAUUUGCCUGAGCAUCAACGCGGUGAUGCAGUGAGUUCCAUGGUUUACGAAGCAAAUGCCAGAGUUCGAGAUCCAGUAUAUGGUUGUGUGGGAGCAAUAUCAUCUUUACAACAACAAAUUGACACCCUACAAGCUCAAUUGGCACUAGCACAGGCUGAAGUGGUACAUCUACGAAUGCGCCAGUAUUCAUCGAUCCCUGGCACUGCCUCUAAUUCACCGGAAAAUGCCUUGCCGCCAUCCAAUCAUUCGCACUCUCAGUCGACGAAGUCCCUUUUUAACAUGGACAUGGAGGUAGAUCAUACCAAUAUGGAAGAGUCCUUGUGGUCAUGCUAGUUUAGCAUGCCUGCCUAGUCUUUUCUAAUACUGCUAUUAUGGUCUCUUCUUUAUUGUCUGCCUUUUUUUUUCUCCUGCUUUUUCUAAUACACAUCUUUAUACCACAUAUAUCCCCCCACUUGACCCAGAUGUGAUGAUGAUUGAUGACCAUCAUUAACCAUAUUGUAAAUAUAAUUAUUAGUUAUAAUUAUUGAAGUAAUGUAAUAUGAAGAAGUGGAUUAUUUUGCUUAA